UGUGAACAAUUCGACCAAAGGAAAAAAAAAAGACUUUGCGACCUUUGCGACCGUCCAGUCAAUGGCGCACCAAUCGGAAAACGGCAGUGAGAAGAAGAUGGCGGAGGGAGGUAAUGAUGCAGAGCUACUGAAGGAGAAGGCAAAUAAGUACUUUAAAGAGAAAGACUAUGAAAAUGCAAUCAAGUACUACACAGAGGCCCUGGAGCUCAAUCCAACCAAUGCCAUCUACUACAGCAACCGAAGCCUGGCAUACCUACGCACGGAGUGCUAUGGCUAUGCCCUGGCUGAUGCUACGAAGGCCCUGGAGAUAGACAAAAACUAUAUUAAGGGAUAUUAUCGCCGUGCCACCUCCAACAUGGCACUGGGAAAGUUCAAGGCUGCACUUAAGGACUAUGAGACGGUAGUGAGAGUUCGACCGAAUGACAAGGAUGCAAGGAUGAAGUAUCAGGAAUGUAACAAGAUUGUGAAACAGAAAGCUUUUGAGAGAGCCAUUGCCAGUGAUGAGACUAAAAAAUCUGUUGUUGACUCACUGGACAUCGAAAACAUGACAAUUGAGGAUGACUAUGUAGGCCCCAAACUUGAAGAUGGGAAAGUUACAUUGACAUUCAUGAAGGAGAUGAUGGAUUGGUUCAAAGACCAGAAGAAACUGCACAGAAAGUGUGCUUAUCAGAUUUUGGUGCAAGUUAAAGACGUUCUGUCGAAGCUACCGAGUCUUGUUGAAAUCUCAUUAAAAGAGACAGAAAAAAUUACUAUUUGUGGUGACACCCAUGGGCAAUACUACGAUCUCCUCAACAUCUUCAAGUUGAACGGCUUACCCUCAGACACCAACCCUUAUCUCUUCAAUGGUGACUUUGUAGAUCGUGGCUCUUUCUCUCUUGAGGUCAUUCUUACCCUCUUCGGCUUCAAGCUGCUUUACCCUGACAACUUCCACUUGCUUAGGGGUAACCAUGAGACAGACAACAUGAACCAGAUGUAUGGAUUUGAGGGGGAAGUCAAAGCUAAGUACACAGCCCAGAUGUUCCAGCUGUUCAGCGAGGUCUUCCAGUGGCUGCCUCUUGCACAGUGUAUCAACAACAAAGUACUGAUUAUGCACGGCGGACUGUUCAGUGAAGAUGGUGUCACAUUGGACGACCUCAGGAAGAUUGACAGGAACAGGCAGCCUCCAGACUCAGGUCCAAUGUGUGACCUGCUCUGGUCAGAUCCACAGCCUCAGAAUGGCCGGUCCAUCAGCAAGCGAGGAGUGAGUUGUCAGUUUGGGCCAGACGUGACAGAGCGCUUCCUGGAACAAAAUAAGCUGGACUUCAUUGUGCGCAGUCAUGAGGUUAAAGCUGAGGGCUACGAGGUCACUCAUUCAGGGAAGUGCAUCACCGUGUUCUCAGCACCCAACUACUGUGAUCAGAUGGGAAACAAAGGAGCUUAUAUCCACCUCAGGGGAUCAGACCUCAAGCCAGAAUUUCACCAGUUCACUGCUGUGCCUCAUCCAAAUGUCAAGCCCAUGGCGUACGCCAACACGCUAAUGCAGCUGGGGAUGAUGUAGAGGCCACGCUAAUCUGUGUGUGACACUGACGACCUCCCAUCUGACCUGAACCAUGCCAGCCACCACACUCCCUCCAGUGCUCGGACAUGCUCUCGUUCAUGCUUAGCCUAAGGGAUCCCUCUCCCCGACAAACUUCCACUAGUUGUAUGCCGAAAGCACGUGGUGUAGUUGAGAUGGGAAGAGAUCACUUCCGCCAGCCCAGUUCAGAACUGGGUUUCGUUCUGUCAUAUUAUUGGUUAAAACUGGAAAAUCCCCAUUCUGCUGUCCAUUUUACCCACUCGUGUUCCAUCACUGGGCAAAGAAACCAACCCUGAGAAUUUCACAUGAGUCUCUUUGGAGCUGCUUGGUUUUUAAAUGUCUGAUAUAGUUGGCAGAUGGGAUCAAACAGCUGGUAUGUACCAAAGAUCUGUAAUGAAAAUGAUUGUUCAGUUUUUACAAGGAGCGUCUUGUGAUUCUGAAACCUAACAUUGUACUGUUGGCCUGUGUACACAGCUUAGAGCAUUGUAAACUGGGUAAAGAGCAGCAUGCCUAUCAGUGUUUCUCAAACCAUCCUGCAGUAUGUCAUUUUAUUUUAUUUUUUGUUUUACCGGAAUACAAAAUAUGAUUACAUUUACAAUCCCAGUCCCCAAAAAAAUAGAUUGAUUGUCUCUGGGUACACUCUUAAAGGUGCUGUUUGCCAUUAGUGGUGUAUUUAGUUGGUAACAUUUGUUUUGCACUGCUUCCUGUUGAGGGAGAUACUGCUGCUCUUCAUUGUUUUCAUCCUUGACUGUCAAUGUGCCACUCACCCAGCAGCUCCUGCACAGUCUUAUUUCCAACUAGCUUUGCUGUAAGGCAGACACUGAUGACACUCUCAUCUCCAAUACACGUUUGAUUACUGGUGACUUAUUUACCCCCCCUUGUGGAUUGAUCAAGUACACAAACGUCCAAAAUGCAAUCCUGUCUUGAAACGCACAGCUGCAUUGUCCAGUGGCCCUCAACUUUUUAGAUAAAGAAAUACACUGACGUGUAUGUAUAUAUACUGUAUCAUUUAAAGAUUCCGUGUAAUGUUUGGAGAAAAUUAUUGAAUAAAAAAAAUCAGUCCAGUGA
Messenger RNA from Scatophagus argus, 2623 nucleotides. It is a transcript of the gene ppp5c, whose product is annotated as protein phosphatase 5, catalytic subunit. Gene Ontology annotation, cellular component: nucleus; cytosol. The transcript is spliced from 13 exons. Gene Ontology annotation, molecular function: protein binding; protein serine/threonine phosphatase activity. The coding region runs from base 62 to 1537 and encodes 491 amino acids. Lineage: Eukaryota; Metazoa; Chordata; Actinopteri; Scatophagidae. The record is from RefSeq and is a predicted model, not a curated record.